Messenger RNA from Poecilia reticulata (guppy), 2002 nucleotides. Lineage: Eukaryota; Metazoa; Chordata; Actinopteri; Cyprinodontiformes; Poeciliidae. The record is from RefSeq and is a predicted model, not a curated record.
GAUCUUUAGAGAGGAGAGAGGGCUGUACCAGGACAAGGUGUUCUGCUUCAUCCAUCUGAGUGUUCAGGAGUUUCUGGCUGCUCUUCAUGUUCAUCGGACCUUCAUUAAGUCUGGGGUCAACCUGAUGGAAGAAACACAAACAUAUCAGGUUUCUGAACCAAAGUCUCUCUAUUGUAAAGCUGUUGACCAGGCCUUAGAGUGUCCAAAUGGACACCUGGACUUGUUCCUCCGUUUUCUACUGGGACUUUCACUGCAGAACAAUCAGAGACUCCUACAAGGUCUGCUGACACAGACAGGAAGUAGCUCUCAGACCAAUCAUAAAAUAAUUCAAUAUAUCAAGGAGAAGAUCAGUGAGAAUGUGUCUGCAGAGAAAAGCAUCAAUCUGUUCCACUGUCUGAAUGAAAUGAAUGAUUGUUCUCUAGUGGAGGAGAUCCAACAGUCUCUGAGUUCAGGAAGUCUCUCCACAGACAAACUGUCUCCCGCUCAGUGGUCAGCUCUGAUCUUCAUCUUACUGUCGUCAGGAAAAGAUCUGGAUGAGUUUGACCUGAAGAAAUACUCUGCUUCAGAGGAGGCUCUUCUGAUGCUGCUGCCAGUGGUUAAAGCUUCCAAGAAAGCUCUGCUGAGUUACUGUAACCUCUCAGAGAGAAGCUGUGUAGCUCUGUCCUCAGUUCUCAGCUCCCAGUCCUCCAAUCUCAGAGCACUGGACCUGAUUAACAACAACCUGAAGGAUUCAGGAGUGAAAUUUCUCUCACAUGGACUGAAGAGUCCAAACUGCAAACUGGAAACUCUCAGCUUGUCAGGCUGUCUGAUCUCAGAGGAAGGCUGUGCUUCUCUGGCCUCAGCUCUGACCUUUAACCCCUCCCAUCUGAAAGAGUUGGAUCUGAGCUACAAUCAUCCAGGAGACUCAGGAGUGAAGCUGCUGACGGCUGGACAGAAGGAUCCAAACUGGAGACUGGAAACUCUCAGGGUGGAGCCUGCUGGAGUCCGAUGGUUGACACCAGGUCUGAGGAAGUAUUCCUGUCAACUCACCAUUGACACAAACACAGUGAGCAGAAACCUUGAACUAUCAAAUGACAACAGGAAGGUGACACAUGUGGAGGAGCUUCAGUCAUAUCCUGAUCAUCCAGACAGAUUUUAUAACUGGCCUCAGCUGCUGUGUAGAACUGGUCUGACUGGUCGCUGUUACUGGGAGGUCGAGUGGAGAGGAGAAAUUUAUUUAUCAGUGAGUUACAGAGUAAGCAGUUGGAGAGAAGAAUGUCUUUUUGGAUGGAACGAUCAGUCAUGGAGUCUGAGAUGCUCUGAUGAUAAAGGUUUCUCUGUCUGGCACAAUGACAAAAAGAUGCAUCUCUUCUCAUCUUCCAUGUUUGUCUCUAACAGAGUAUCAGUGUAUGUGGACUGUCCUGCUGGCAUUCUGUCUUUCUACAAUGUCUCUUCUGACUCUCUGAUCCACCUCAACACCUUCAACACCACAUUCACUGAACCUUUGUAUCCUGGAAUUACAGUUUCAGCUGGUUCCUCAGCAUUUUUGUGUUGACUUGAGUCUAAAGACAAACACCCCCCCCCUCCUCGCCGCCCCUCAUCAGAGGAACUCUCUCUUUGUUGAACAGAUGGUUCAUUCUGUACAUGUCUGUUUCUUUCACUCAGAAACAUGUUUUCAGAUUCAUGAAUUCAGUCUGUUUCUUGUUGAAACUCUUCUAAAUGAUUCCUUGGAAAAUUCUUCCUCUUUCAGUCAUUUAAAGAUGGAAGCUGAGAUUAUUCCAGAAUCCACAUGUUGUUUUUAUGUUUGUUUCCAGUCAAAGUUCACACUGAACAGUGUGAUCCACGCUUUUAUUUCAACUCGAUUGGAUUACUGUAAUGCACUUUAUCUGGGAGUCAGUCAGUCGCUGCUCUCACGUCUGCAGCUGGUUCAGAUGCUGCUGCACGACUUCUGACAGGAACCCCUGACCUGGCCUCACUUCACUGGCUGCCUGUAUAUUUUAGGAUUCAUUUUAAAAUUCUUAUG